AUGGAGGGUUUCCUACAUCAUAUGGCGCCGCAGUUCCUGCACCCUGCCUUGCAAAGCUUUGGAUGUGGUGCAUUUCGGCCCAUCGGUGGUGCUUUUCAUCCCCUCUACCCUGGCAAAGCAUUCGCCAGACACCUAGGAGAACAGUACGCACUUGGACAAAGCGUUGGACAGGCCCUCAGGAAUGUUCGUGAUGACACCAACACGCCACCGCUAUAUCGGCACAGCUAUGCCGUACGAGACGACACCAGUUCUCCUGGAUCUGCAGCCUCAGCAUCCCCCAGACCCUGCAAGGAUGAUGAGACGACACCUGCUACUCCCUGCUCUGAUUCUCAUGACUUAUUUUCACCGGACGGUGAACGAAAGUCAUCUUGUGGAGUUUGCGGCACCAGGCUUGGUCCAGGAGUUGCUCAGGCCCACUUUUUACAAGAGCUGCAGCAUCUUUAUAGCUUGACAGCUUUACCUAGGGAUGUGUCCGCACCUCCUACUCACUCGCUUCAUCAUCAAGAUGAAGAUGCUCGUUGGGAGACGUAUCAACGAAUCCGUGCAAACCGCCAGCGGCGUCUCAAACUGCGUACGCGCAAGCGUCACCAUACAGUCGAAAGUAUGUUGGGCUAUGAUUUAGAAGAUGAGCGGCGAGAGGAAAGACCGCGUGAGACAAGGUCCUACGAUGCUGAAGACGAACCCGUUGACGUUGAGGGUGACUCCUUGGGAUGGCCAGAAGCGGCGAUCAACAUUGACGAUAAAGAACAGCGUGGCGAUAAUGAAAAAUUACAUUUGAACUAUUCCGAGGAUUUAGAAAUAUCGAGUACUAACGACGCGAUGCAGUCGCCUGAACGAGUGAGUUCUGUACCACGGAUGGAAACUCCAAAACCGUUAUCUCUUGAAUGCACAAAAAUUGAAACAGCCGAGCGACCGGCCGAGGUGACCACUACUGAGUGGGCCAGCGGAGCUCCACCGGAAAACUGGCCGACUUUGACCGAAGCUUAUGUGCAUGCUCGUCACAAAUUGGAAGGCGAGAUGCCUUCUUCUACCGAUUCACGCAACUAA
Messenger RNA from Pieris macdunnoughi, 1047 nucleotides. NCBI's taxonomy places the organism in Eukaryota, Metazoa, Arthropoda, Insecta, Lepidoptera, Pieridae. The record is from the annotation of a GenBank genome assembly.